Messenger RNA from Rotaria socialis, 1857 nucleotides. The record is from the annotation of a GenBank genome assembly. Lineage: Eukaryota; Metazoa; Rotifera; Eurotatoria; Philodinida; Philodinidae.
AUGUCUACUAACGUGUGGUCGUUAGACCGAGAGCCAUAUCAUGGUGAUAUUGUUCAAGGUGGAUUGGGAAAUUGCUUUCUUAUUGCUUCACUGCAAGCGUUAGCUUCUUGUCAACCUCAACUACUGAAAUCGAUUAUUUCUGUUUCACCACUCGCAUGCUUCUUCUAUCGACAAGGUCAACGUAUUGAAAUACCAGUAGCAAUAGAAUUACUGAAAGAUGAAAUUCAAUAUUGUCGUUCCACUGUUCCCGAUGUUCAAUGGCCUUAUAUUAUCGAACAAGCCUAUUCUGAAUUUUAUGGGGGCCGAUAUGAUAAUUUAAUCGGUGGAAAUACAUCAGAAGCAUUGUAUGAUUUAAUAGGAAAGCCUGUCGAAGAAUUCGAUCCGAAUGAUCGUGAUUUAUGGGAGAAAAUUGAAAAAGGACUAGCUGAAAAAAAUGCAUUGAUCACUUGUGGCAGUGUUGUGACAAAUAGUGCAGCAGCAGCAGCAGCAACAACAACAGCUAAACUUUCUAGUGGGCUCGUAGUUAAUCAUGCGUAUUCAAUUUUAGCUACUUUUGUUUAUCAACAGACACGAGAAAAAUACGUUCUCAUACAUAAUCCGCAUGGCAUUAAUCAUGUACUCAAAGAAAAUAGCCGUGCACGAAAUGCAUUUUUUAGUUUGGCAUCGAAGAGUCAUCCAUUGUGGUCGACAACAUCCGGAACUCAACUAAUGUCUUGGAAUGAACUGAAACGAUCCUGUAAUCGUAUUCAAAUAUGUCAUAUAAAUGUUGAAUCUCGACAAUUCCUUACUGGUAAUUGGUCACCAAUGACUAGCGGAGGCUGUUCGAAUUUUUCAACCUUUUAUCGAAAUCCAUUUUUUAUCUUUCCUCUUUCGCAUUCAAAAAAAACUGUACUUGUACUUGGUCACACUGUCGAUCAGCGACAUGAACGAACGGAAACGAAUGUUAAACUGAACUAUGAACAAUUAGGUAUUACGAUAGUUGAACUUAAAUCACAUACUAUACCUGUUCAUGAUAAUUAUGAAGUCAUUUGUCAAUCGAAAUUUUGGAACAAAAGAGAAGUAACUAUGACUAUUGAUUUUCAAGCUAAACAAGGAAAGCAAUAUGCUGCUGUUCUAUCGACCUACUAUCCCAAUAUCAAUGCUUCAUUUUGGCUACAAGUUUUCUCUGCACCACAAUUUCCCACAUUACAAUUACGAACGUGGACUGAUCUAUUUCAACAAACCGUUCAGACUAUUCAUGGAGAAUGGCAUCGUGAAAAUUCAGGUGGACGACGAAAUAAAUCAGUAGCAUUAAAAUUUUACAAAAAUCCAGCAUAUCUUCUUACACUUUCGAAUGCAUCUACUGUUCGAUUCAUUCUUCGUCAAUUAUUUGAAAAAGUGAUUCCGCUUGCACAACACCAUCCUAUUGGUAUUUAUAUUAUUUCGACUACAAAUACAAAGGAUGAAGAACCAACAUUUAUACGUGCUAGAUCAGUUUCAAGAUUAAUUCAUUUGAAUUCAGGAGAAGAAUACUUUAUAAUACCUGCUUGUUUUGAACCAAAUUCAUUUGGAAAAUUUGAACUCGAUGUUCUUUGCGAUGAACCAUUUACACUUGAUCCAACAGAAAGAGAAUUACCUACGCCACCUCCAGUAGAUGAUAAAACACCUACGCCACUUCCUGUAGAGAAUAAAGUAUCUACUCGAACUAGUUCACCAAGAAGAAUAGUUUCACCAGCAAGAAAUUCAGCUACAACAGCAAGAACAGCGACAACUAGAAAAAGCAUAACAAAAAGAAAUGAAGCGCCGAAAAAACGAAAUCCUUCUUUAGCUACAGCUCGUCUGACGAAUUUGGUUGAUGAGUAUUUGAACAUAGAAUAA